AUGUCUAGCCCGCAAUCUCGUCUCAGCAAACUUGCCUCUCAAUUGCUCCCGUACCCGCCCAGGACUCCCGAGUAUCAUCACCGCCAUCACAUCCAUACACUCUCGCCAACAUUCUUUCUUCCCAGAGCUGCUGCAAUUGAGCCAGAUGCUGAGGCGAUCUAUCAUGUCACCGCGAACGGCAAAAUUUUACGGCGAACAUAUCAGGAGGCUGCGGACAGGGCGAGAGGACUAGCAUACUUCCUCAAGAAGCAUGGAUAUAAACGAAUUGGCAUACUUUGCCCGAACACACCUGCAUUUCUAGAAUCGGUGUAUGGCAUUGGGGCUGCUGGAGCGGUGAAUGUUGGUAUCAACUACCGACUGAAGCAUGAAGACAUUGCCUAUAUAUUCGCGCACGCUGAUGUCGAUUCUAUCAUCGUCGACGCGGAAUUUCUCCCUCUCCUUGACGAGUAUCUCAAAUCUCACCCCAACGUACCGCUUAUCAUUGACGACGACACGGAUGCAACAGAAGGCCAAUUGAGCGGUCAAUUCGAUGAAGCUGUCCUCGAGGGUCUCAGAUGCGAUGUCGCAAAUGGCUCGAAAGGAUGGGAUGGCCUUCAGGCGCAAACAGCCGACGAGGAAGCCGUCAUUGCAUUAGCAUAUACAAGUGGGACGACUGCGAAGCCCAAAGGCGUCGAGUAUACGCAUCGUGGAGGCUACCUCGCUGCGCUGGCAAAUGUAGUCGAAUCAGGACUGAAUUAUCAUACAGGACGAUGUCGAUACCUCUGGACACUGCCCAUGUUCCACGCCAUGGGCUGGACGUUCCCCUGGGCCGUUACAGCCGUGAGGGGGACACAUUACUGCCUUCGUAAAAUUGACUAUCCCGAGAUAUGGCGAUUGCUUCGCGAUGAGCACAUUACACAUUUCAACGCAGCGCCAACCGUGAACACACUUCUCUGCGCCGCCGAGCAAGCCGUCCAGUUGCCCGACCCAGUCCGUGUCACAGUCGCCGCGAGUCCACCGACCCCCCAUCUCUUCGAACAAAUGACGAAUCUCAAUCUCCACCCCGUCCACGUCUACGGCCUCACAGAGACCUACGGCCCAAUAACAAAAGGCUACCACAUGCCCGGCUGGGAAUCCCUCCCGAAGAAGGAGAAAUACAUGAACAUGGCACGACAAGGCCACGGCUUCCUCACCAGUCUCCCCAUCCGCAUAAUCAAGACAGAAGUCCCCGAAGGUACGAUCGAGGACGUGAACAAAGACGGCAAAGAAAUCGGGGAGAUCGUCUGCGUGGGCAACAUCUGCGCGAAGGGCUACUACAAAGACCCAGAUGCGACGAGGAAGCUGUUUGCGGGCGGCGUGCUGCAUACCGGUGACCUCGCCGUGUGGCAUCCCGAUGGCGCGGCGCAGAUCUUGGAUCGGGCGAAGGAUAUCAUUAUUAGCGGUACAUCCCUCUCUCCCUCUCCCACCGCCACGUCCUUCUUCCCCAUCUCCUUUCCCCUCUUUGAUAUCCCAUUCUUCUGUAGUACACGAGCUAACACCACUCACUCAGGCGGCGAAAAUAUCUCCUCCGUAGCCCUAGAAUCCAUGCUAGCGACGCAUCCCUCGAUCCUUGAAGUCGGCGUCGUAGCAGUCGCAGACUCGCAUUGGGGCGAGCGGCCAAAAGCUUUCAUCACCGUCCAACAGGGCAAGGAUGUCCAGCCUCAGGAAGUGAUUGAGUGGGCGAAGCGAAAUAGUGCGAUCAGUAAAUUCAUGGUGCCUAGGGAGGUGGAGGUCGUGGCGGAGCUGCCGAAGACGAGUACGGGGAAGGUGAGGAAGAAUGUUUUGAGGGAGUGGGCGAGGGGUGGGGAGAGGGAAGGGUAG
Bacidia gigantensis is the source of this 1839-nucleotide messenger RNA. RefSeq lists its product as uncharacterized. NCBI's taxonomy places the organism in Eukaryota, Fungi, Ascomycota, Lecanoromycetes, Lecanorales, Ramalinaceae. The record is from RefSeq and is a predicted model, not a curated record. Bases 1 to 1839 code for a protein of 612 amino acids. The transcript has 3 exons.